UCGAUCCAAGUGCAAAGACGCAUCGGCCGUACCUGAUCAAGCAGUUGUUCGCUCUACGACCUACGGACAUGAAGGCCACCAGCUCCGGAGCUCUGCUCGCCGCCGUGGCGGCGUUCGCGGCCUUGGCCGCGACGGCGGUGGCGACGACCUACACGGUCGGCGGCAUCGACCAGUGGGACACCUACAUCGACUACGACAAGUGGACCGCCGGCAAGACCUUCAUGGUCGGCGACACCAUAGAGUUCAAGUACAUGCCCUAUCACAACGUGCUGGAGGUGACGGAGGAGGACUACGCCGCCUGCAACCCGGGCAGCCCCAUCUCCACCCACUCCGGCGGCGACACCACCUUCAACCUCAACGCCACGGGCACCCGCUACUUCAUCUGCGGCAUCCCGCGCCACUGCCUCAACGGCACCAUGCACGUCAAGAUCACCACCGUCCCCUACGACGCCGCCGCCGCCGCGAACGCCGCGGCCAGCGGCCCCGCGCAGGCUCCGAUCGGCUCGACCCCGGCCGACGCCUUCGCGCCGGGGCCGGCGGGGUACAAUAAGGUGGCCACGGACGGGAAGUCGCCGGUGGCCGCGCCGAGCGACGCGACGCGGUAUCGGCAGCCCGCGGCGGCGGUGGCCGGCCUGGCGUUGGCUGCUCUGGUGGCCCUGGUCGCCUAAGCUAGCGGCGUGCGUAUUUGCGAACAAGUCUUGUGGAGUUGUAUUUAACUUUUCGUUUCUGCUUCUUCUUCUUUUUAACUGCUGUCUUUUUUUAAAACGAUCUUUUUAACUGCUGUCGUCUAUUUAUAUUCGAUAAAUAUGGGUGGUGUAAACUGAGACAUUUACUUCUUGGCAAUUAAUUCCAUUUUGAGGCCGG
Messenger RNA from Panicum virgatum (switchgrass), 864 nucleotides. RefSeq names its product blue copper protein-like. The transcript is spliced from 2 exons. The record is from RefSeq and is a predicted model, not a curated record. Bases 69 to 668 code for a protein of 199 amino acids. Gene Ontology annotation, molecular function: electron transfer activity. NCBI's taxonomy places the organism in Eukaryota, Viridiplantae, Streptophyta, Magnoliopsida, Poales, Poaceae. Gene Ontology annotation, cellular component: plasma membrane.